CCAAGUUCCGUGAUUGGCAUGACCUUCAGAAUGACAUUGACUGGUCUAUAACAGCGAUAAGACGGGAGAUAAGACGCACCGCUCUCCGAUCAGAAAAAAACCCCAUAAACCAAGAUGAGAGCUUUUGUCCUUCUGUUUUUGGUUGUUGUAGCUGUCCAGUGUGAGAAGCCUCCCCAGGGCUCCGAUCUCUGUAACCAUGUCCUUCAGCAGGACUGCUCCACGUUUGAGACGGAAGUAGUCUGUGGUUCCGACGGAGUCACCUAUCACAACAGUUGUGAGUUUGCCAAGGCCCAGUGUUCCGGACACGGACACGCCCUCCAUGCCGUACACGCCGGACCUUGUUAGAGUGAUCCUCUCACAUCUCUAUAUAAAGGAAUAAAAUAAA
This is a messenger RNA of Magallana angulata, 385 nucleotides long. Its product is annotated as turripeptide Gsp9.3-like. Lineage: Eukaryota; Metazoa; Mollusca; Bivalvia; Ostreida; Ostreidae. Gene Ontology annotation, molecular function: protein binding. The transcript has 3 exons. The coding region runs from base 115 to 345 and encodes 76 amino acids. The record is from RefSeq and is a predicted model, not a curated record.